Daphnia pulex (common water flea) is the source of this 1227-nucleotide messenger RNA. Its product is annotated as alpha-(1,3)-fucosyltransferase C-like. Gene Ontology annotation, molecular function: alpha-(1->3)-fucosyltransferase activity. The record is from RefSeq and is a predicted model, not a curated record. Lineage: Eukaryota; Metazoa; Arthropoda; Branchiopoda; Diplostraca; Daphniidae. Gene Ontology annotation, cellular component: membrane. The transcript has a single exon. Bases 1 to 1227 code for a protein of 408 amino acids.
AUGAAAAACACUUGCCAUCAAAGAAUUUUAUCUGCAGUGAAAACGAAGAAAUCGCUGGUGAUAUUUGCGCUAACAAAUUUGGUCUUCUUACUUCAGCUGUACACACCCGUCGAGUAUUCCGUUUUCGACACCUUCUCGAAAAUAACGGGAUUGACUCGCAAAAACAAAACGAUUUUAAUUUGGAACAGCCCACAAAUUCUGGACACCGCCCCGUUUGGCUUGGGACACGAGCCUUUCAUCGCACACGGGUGCGAAGUCUCAGAUUGUAUCGUCUUUGACCAGCCAAAAAUUUUGCCUCUAGAAGAAUACGAUGCCAUCCUAGUGCAUGUGCAUGAGCUGUGGAAGACUCGCAUGCCAGAUUUCCAUAGGCAAAAGCAUCAGCGUUUCGUUUUUCUAACCCAAGAAUCGCCCAACUCGAUGCACACAAUUGACGUUACCAAAAUGGGGAAUUUUUUUAACUGGACCAUGAGCUACAAAUUAAAUUCGGACGUCCAGCUGCUUUACGGUCGCAUCCAUCCGGAAUCGACAGCUCCGAAAACACUCGAGGAGACGCACCGGAUGACUGAAGCGAUGCAUCUUCCAUCGGCCAGGAAUUACGCGGCCAAUAAAACUCGGCUGGUCGUCUGGAUGGCAUCUCAUUGCGCCACAAACAGUUUACGAGAAACGUACGUUAAAGAACUGAGCAAAUACAUUCCGGUUGAUAUUUACGGAAGAUGCGGCAAUUUGAGUUGCCCUCACAGCAAAACAAAUUACGUGUCUGAUCCAAAAUGCUACGAAAUGAUGGAAACGAAGUACAAAUUCUACUUGUCAUUUGAAAAUUCCAUCUGCAACGAUUACGUGACGGAGAAAUACUUCGAAAUCAUGAACCACAACAUGAUCCCUAUCGUUUACGGUGGGGCCAAUUACAGCCAAUUCACACCCCAUCAUUCGUACAUCAACGCCCUGGAUUUUACACCGGAGAAACUGGCCCAGUACCUGCUGUUGCUCGACGCCAACGACAAUUUUUACAACGAAUAUUUCUGGUGGAAGGAUCACUACCGAGUGGAAAGCGGAGUGGAGCAAAUGGCGCAACACGCUUUCUGCGAUCUCUGCAAGAAACUUCACCAGGACGAGAGUGUAACCAAAUUCUACCCCGAAUUAGUGUCGCAAUGGCACCCAAAAACACAGUGUAGAGAUUUUAGUUCUUGGGAGAAAAGUACAACUACAUCAUCUAUACUUCUGCCAUAG